AUGAAGAAAAACCUGAUCCCCGAGCUGAGCAGGUGCAGACGAGCGGCUGGGGGAGCAUAUAAGAGCAUCGAGGAUGUAGUGAAGAAGACCAAGAACACCCGGCUCCGUGCUCACCUCUUCAACACCACAGUACUUCCAGCUUUGAUCCAUACUUCUGAAACCUGGGCAUUUCGCAAGCAUGAAGAAAAGGCUGUGAGCCUCAUUGAAAGCGCAAUUGACGCACUACAGGAAAGCCGCCGACCCGUUGAUCAGAUUUCCUCACCAAGUCCUUCAAAGAAAAUUAUGAUGCUCUUCGUGUCCCACGCGAAAGGAGGAAUCACUGGGCGACUCUGGCACGCGAUCGGAACAAAUGGAAGAAUUACUGGUGAAGCUUUGUCUUACGUAUAUCUCGUACGUUCUGUGGAUAUUGAGAACGACUUUAAGGAAGAGCUGAAUAGAAGGAUGAGAGCAAAAUAG
Molecule: messenger RNA, 456 nt
Organism: Necator americanus (New World hookworm)
Lineage: Eukaryota; Metazoa; Nematoda; Chromadorea; Rhabditida; Ancylostomatidae
Exons: 2
Coding region: 1-456 (151 amino acids)
Source: RefSeq, a predicted model, not a curated record